Aspergillus vadensis CBS 113365 is the source of this 1530-nucleotide messenger RNA. Its product is annotated as DUF3425 domain-containing protein. The record is from RefSeq and is a predicted model, not a curated record. NCBI's taxonomy places the organism in Eukaryota, Fungi, Ascomycota, Eurotiomycetes, Eurotiales, Aspergillaceae. The transcript is spliced from 3 exons. The coding region runs from base 247 to 1218 and encodes 323 amino acids.
CGCUUGCCUGUUUAAUUGCCACAAGCCAAUGGGUUCGUCAUUUUCUCCGGAUUUAAGGGACUUAAUUGUGUGUCAGGCGAGGGUAGAAGCAAUUAUCUAGUGAAGUAAUUCUACACCAGUUAUCUCCAGUUUCUUCCGAGGUCAAGCCGCCACCCACUGCUGACCCCAGCCAAAACACCUUCCACUCAACAACUUCCGUCUUUAGGUCCAGUUCCCCUCAUUGGAGGCAUCAAUCUAGUACCCCCAAUGUCCAACGGCACCAUGAAAAGCCCAGAAGGACGUAUUGAAUGUAUCGGUGAUAACAGUUCCAUCCAAUACGAAGAGAAGGACAGGAAGGAGCGACGUAGGCGCCAAAACAGACUGAAUCAACAAACAUGGCGCGAACGGCAGCGAAUAAAGAAAGAGGCUGCUCUUCUAGCAGAGAAGCGCGCCUUGCAGGAGCACGAAGAUCAAGUGGUAGCGGGUCUGGCUCUGGCGCCAAUUAACCCGAUGCAGACGCAGCAGCCUCAUCCACCAGCCGAUCUUACAGGAUUAAUGUCCAUGCUUUCGACCGAGGAGGCCGUUAGACUUCGCGGACUAAUAGCGUCAAAUCGUUCCCGUUGUGUGCUACCCCAACCUCAUAUCUAUCGCCUGCUAGCUGUCUUCGAGGCAGCGGCCUAUCAGAGCUAUGCCGGCAGCCCCCAGGCCGAUCACCUUCUCACAUUGGCCAAGUUGAAUGUAUUUCGUGCCUUUGUACGUAACAUCGCGGUGCUGGGAUACAGUCGGGAAUGGAUGACGGACGACGCUAUCUCGCGCUUUAGUACUAGUGGGCCCUCCCCCUCGCAGGUCCUGCCGGAGCAGAAUCUGCCCUCCAGUCUGCGCCCGACACAACUGCAAUACAGCCAGCCUCAUCAUCCUUGGUUAGACUUCUUUCCCUUCGCGCGCUUAAGGGAUAAUCUCAUUCAGGAUGAGAAUGACAUGGAUGAUUCCCAAUUCUGUCGCGAUCUUAUGGGCUUCUGGACGAUGCCCCAGGAAGAUACUUGCGUGUUUGUCUGGGGCGAUCCAUGGAAUCCGAUGAACUGGGAAAUCACCGAAGCAUUUCUGCGCAAGUGGGGGUGGCUCUUAGAGGGAUGUCCCGAGAUCUUCUGGUCCACCAACUACUGGCGGCAGCUACGGGGAGAGAAGCGCCUGAACAGGAGGGCCAUCUUUGACGUACCCACCACCACAGGAGUGGUGUAAAUAUUUUGAACCCUAUAAUCUGAAAGUGGAAUUUUCUGAAAAUGUUUGGUUACGGCGCAAGUGUGGGCUUCUGGACUCUGGAAUUCAAGGUGGCAAAUCAUUUUGGCUGUCCCAACCAAAGGCCACGGGACAUGCUGGUACCACGUGUAAGGUCAUGACUUCUUGUCUCUGUGCAUGAUUAGAGUCUUAUCAGGAGAGCAUCAUAGCUCCGCAUGAGGGUAAGACCCACUGCAAGCGCGUAAUCAAGUGACAGUGUGGGAUGAGUUCAAUAUUCUCCGAACUAUAAAAUGGUCAGAUAGGCACGCUGAAGCU